Molecule: messenger RNA, 2466 nt
Organism: Necator americanus (New World hookworm)
Lineage: Eukaryota; Metazoa; Nematoda; Chromadorea; Rhabditida; Ancylostomatidae
Exons: 21
Coding region: 1-2466 (821 amino acids)
Biological process (GO): adenine biosynthetic process; 'de novo' IMP biosynthetic process
Cellular component (GO): cytosol
Molecular function (GO): phosphoribosylformylglycinamidine cyclo-ligase activity; metal ion binding; phosphoribosylamine-glycine ligase activity
Source: RefSeq, a predicted model, not a curated record
AUGACGUCUGUGUUAGUAGUUGGCAGCGGCGGGCGAGAACAUGCUAUAGCUUGGCGGCUCGCAAAAUCCAAGAUGGUUAAGAAAGUGUGGAUAGCUCCAGGCAAUGGCGCCAAUUUCCCUGCUCCAGACAUGGAUGUCAAUGUCGCAGACGAUAUCGUUGCAUUCUGUUGCCGAGAAAGUGUGUCACUAAUUGUAGUAGGUCCAGAAGUACCCCUAGCAGAUGGUUUCGUGGACAAAAUUAAUGGUCGCGUUCCAGUUUUUGGCCCUACAAAAGCAGGAGCAUUGUUGGAGGCAUCAAAGAUCUUCUCGAAAACAUUCAUGAGAGACAACGAUCUACCUACAGCCAAAUUUGCACAAUUUGAUGAUACCUAUAACGCCAAAGCAUUCAUAGAAAAGUGCAACUGGGACGGAAUUGUGGUGAAAGCCGAUGGUCUUGCCGCGGGAAAAGGCGUUGUCGUCGCUGAGGAGAAAGAAGCGGCUGCAACGGCUGCUGAACAGAUGCUGGCGGGUGAGUUCGGUUCGAGCAGCUCCCGAAUUCUGCUUGAGGAGCGGCUGCAUGGAUACGAAGUUUCGGCAUUAUGCUUUACUGAUGGUUCCACAGUGGCUCGCAUGCCGCUCAUACGCGAUCAUAAAAGACUGCUAGAGGACGAUAAGGGACCCAACACUGGUGGAAUGGGUGUGGUUGGACCAGUAACUGUCCCUGAUGCAGUGAAUCGAGAGAUUGAUAGGAUUUUAGAGCAUACAAUCACUUCCUUACGUAAACGUGGGGUCACCUAUAGAGGAGUCAUCUACGCAGGAUUCAUGGUAACAGCAGAUGGGCCAAAACUUUUGGAAUAUAACUGUCGAUUUGGCGACCCUGAAACUGAGAUCGUAAUGAGACUGCUCAAAUCAGACUUAUACUCGAUUUGUUUGGCAUGCACAGAUGGGACACUUUCCCAACAGGAGAUCGAAUGGGACGAUCGACAAGCUUGUGGAAUCGUUCUUGCUAGCAACAAUUAUCCAUAUGGUAGCGAUAAGGGAACUCCUAUAGAAAUCCCAAAUGACACCGAAGACACAGUAAUAUUCCACGCUGGCACAAAGAAAUCGUGCGGAAAGAUUGUAACCAAUGGUGGUCGUAUUCUUUGCGUGACUUCGCUCGGUGUCACAGCAGCAGAAGCACGCCAGAGAGCCAUAAAAAUGUGUGAAGAAGUGAAGUUCGACGGGAAGUUCUUCCGCAAAGAUAUAGGUGUGAUAAGAAAUGGAAUUUCCAAAUCUCUGACAUAUACCGAUUCUGGCGUCGAUAUUGAUGAGGGGAAUGCUUUCGUUGAAGAUAUCAAAGGCCUUGUGAAAUCUACACUGAAAAAAGGCGCAGAACAGAUCGGUGGCUUCGGUGCUGUUAUUGAUAUUGCAGCAGCCGGUUUUGCUAGCGGAUCCCAGAUAGUCAUCGGCAUUGAUGGAGUUGGAACGAAAAUUGAGAUCGCCGAUAUUAUGAACGACUAUUCCGGAAUAGGUCAUGAUGUUGUUGGAAUGUGCGUUAACGAUGUACUGUGCCACUGUGCUGUGCCAAUAGCCUUUGUCGAUUACUUUGUAAGUGGACACCUGAACAGAGCUCGAGCACGAAAGGUUGUGGCGUCUAUUGCGGAUGCAUGUGUAGAGUCUGGUUGUAGUUUGGUGGGAGGAGAAACAGCUGAAAUGCCUGGUGUUUAUGGCCCGACGCAGUGGGACCUAGCUGGGUGUGCGGUAGCAGUUAGAGAGCCAGAAUGGCCACUGCUGCCUGUUACAGAAAGUAUUUGUGAAGGUGACUGGCUCAUUGGCCUCACCUCGUCAGGUGUGCACUCGAAUGGUUUCUCAUUGAUUCGGAAGAUAUUCGAAAUCAAUAAUGUGUCCUAUAUGGAGAAGACUCCGUGGGAUUCACAAAGGACUUAUGGUCAGAUCCUGCUUGCACCUACUCGACUUUAUGUUCGUUCUGUGCUUCCCUUGUUGGUAGACGGUCUCGUAAAAGGAUGUGCUCACAUUACUGGAGGUGGGAUAGAGGAAAAUGCAGUGAGAGUUCUCGACAGUAAGGGGAAUUUAGCUCUCGAGGUGGACGCGAGUUCGUGGCCAAAACCAGAAAUCUUCAACUGGUUGGCAGCUAUGGGACCUGUUGCUCCUAGCGCCAUGUUGCGAACGUUUAAUUGUGGCAUUGGAAUGGUUCUUGUAGUUGCUCCGUCUCAUGCUAUAGAACUUGAACAUCGUCUCAUGAAGAUAGGCGAGUGCUCAUAUCGCAUAGGAAAAGUCGUCAAAAGAAAGCAGUCUCUUAUUAGUUUCACCAAAAUGGAAGCUGCCUUUGCUGUCCUCAAAUAUACUACGACACCCAAGUCAAAAGUAAAGAUUCAGCUGAAAACCGACGCAUCCACAUGUUUCGUCGAAUUCGAUCAGCAUUCCUUCCGCUUGGCUGAUGCUAGGUGUUAUCAGUACGAUGUCAUCAGCAAAGCGCAAAUGGUGUAG